Molecule: messenger RNA, 1660 nt
Organism: Homarus americanus (American lobster)
Lineage: Eukaryota; Metazoa; Arthropoda; Malacostraca; Decapoda; Nephropidae
Product: extensin-like
Exons: 4
Coding region: 17-1660 (547 amino acids)
Source: RefSeq, a predicted model, not a curated record
ACUUCCGCCGUCUACAAUGUGGCUGAUACAGGUGAUAGUUGCGUGUUGUGCGGUAGGUGCUGCUCUAGGGGUGUCUGGUGCCACACCUGACGCCUUAGCUGAGCCGGAACCCGAACCCAGCAUCGGGUAUUCCUACGAGUCUCCACCCCAGCCUUUCGGGCUUCCAGGCGAAGACCCAGGCCAAGGCCCACUAGAUUACACGGAGCCACAGUCGGGCUAUCUCCCUCCCAGGGGCUACGUCCCUGAUAGCACUGACUCAGAUAUUGGGUACGGUUUACCUGAUCUUGACCCUGCCUAUGGGCUACCAACAUCUGAGCCUCCCUAUGGUCCACAUACACCUCAACCUUAUGGUCCACCAGCAUCAGGACCAUCCUAUGAUCCACCUGCGGCAAGACCUUCCUAUGGCCCCUCUACACCAGAGCCUUCCUAUGGUCCACCAACAGCUAGACCUUCCUAUGGUCCACCAACAUCAGGACCUUCCUAUGGUCCAUCAACAUCAGGACCUUCCUAUGGUCCACCAACAUCAGGACCUUCCUAUGGUCCAUCUACAGCUAGACCUUCCUAUGGUCCAUCAACAGCUAGACCUUCCUAUCGUCCACCAACAUCAGGACCUUCCUAUGGUCCACCAACAUCAGGACCUUCCUAUGGUCCACCAACAUCAGGACCUUCCUAUGGUCCACCAACAUCAGGACCUUCCUAUGGUCCACCAACAUCAGGACCUUCCUAUGGUCCAUCUACACCUAGACCUUCCUAUGGCCCAUCUACACCUAGACCUUCCUAUGGUCCACCAACAUCAGGACCUUCCUAUGGUCCAUCUACACCUAGACCUUCCUAUGGUCCACCAACAUCACGACCUUCCUAUGGUCCACCAACAUCAGGACCUUCCUAUGGUCCACCAACAUCACGACCUUCCUAUGGUCCACCAACAUCAGGACCUUCCUAUGGUCCACCAACAUCAGGACCUUCCUAUGGUCCACCAACAUCAGGACCUUCCUAUGGUCCACCAACAUCAGGACCUUCCUAUGGCCCAUCUACACCUAGACCUUCCUAUGGUCCAUCUACACCUAGACCUUCCUAUGGCCCAUCUACACCUAGACCUUCGUAUGGUCCACCAACAUCAGGACCUUCCUAUGGUCCAUCUACACCUACACCUUCCUAUGGGCCAUCUACACCUAGACCUUCCUAUGGUCCAUCUACACCUAGACCUUCCUAUGGCCCAUCUACACCUAGACCUUCCUAUGGCCCAUCUACACCUAGACCUUCGUAUGGUCCACCAACAUCAGGACCUUCCUAUGGUCCAUCUACACCUAGACCUUCCUAUGGUCCAUCUACACCUAGACCUUCCUAUGGACCACCAACAUCAGGACCUUCCUAUGGUCCACCAACAUCAGGACCUUCCUAUGGUCCACCAACAUCAGGACCAUCCUAUGCUCCACCAACAUCAGGACCUUCCUAUGGUCCAUCUACACCUAGACCUUCCUAUGGUCCAUCUACACCUAGACCUUCCUAUGGUCCAUCUACACCUAGACCUUCCUAUGGUCCAUCUACACCUAGACCUUCCUAUGGUCCACCAACAUCAGGACCUUCCUAUGGUCCAUCUACACCUAGACCUUCCUAUGGUCCACCAACAUCAGGACCUUCCUAUGUCUCCAAAUCCUGA